This is a messenger RNA of Colletotrichum orchidophilum, 1170 nucleotides long. Its product is annotated as oxidoreductase. The record is from RefSeq and is a predicted model, not a curated record. Gene Ontology annotation, molecular function: protein binding. NCBI's taxonomy places the organism in Eukaryota, Fungi, Ascomycota, Sordariomycetes, Glomerellales, Glomerellaceae. The coding region runs from base 1 to 1170 and encodes 389 amino acids. The transcript has 2 exons.
AUGAUCUGCGAGAAGGAAGUUACGGACGUACUCCUCUUGACCACAUGCAAGCACCGCUUCUUGCUUGGUUCCAACCGAUCAACCCCAACUGUCGCUAUGAUGAGACGCCUCUUUGCGAUCCUCCUCAAUCUAGUCGCCGGCGCAUUUCCACUUGUUGUGAGAAGUGGUGUCACUGGUCUGCACGAGCGGAACUUGACCUUGACAUGGGAGAUUCUGCCGACCAACAGCCAACAACAAUUUCGAGGAUUGUCACCAGUAUCGGACCAAAUCGCCUGGGUUUCGGGCACAGCAGGAAGGGUUCUUCGCACGACCGACGGCGGCGCUUCGUGGCAAGCAGUCGGCCCCAAACUGCCAGCGGAAGACGCCGACCUGCAGUUCCGCGACGUGCAGGCCUUUUCGGCCGAAAAGGCCGUCGUCCUGUCCAUUGGCGAAGGGGCGGAUUCGCGCAUUUACAUCACUACCAACGGCGGCGAGUCGUGGACGCAGAGUUUUGCGAAUGAGGAGCCGGCAGCUUUCUUCAACUGCGUCGACUUUGAGGACGAGGAGAGAGGUAGUGCCGUUAGCGACCCUGUCGAUGGCAAGUUUCGGCUGAUUGAGACGAUGGAUGGGGGCAAUUCUUGGACGAUUGUCGACCCAAGUGGUAUGGCGCCUGCGUUGGAAGGAGAAUUCGGAUUUGCAGCCAGUGGGACUUGCAUUUCUACCGCUGCGGGACGAUGGUAUCUGGCAUCGGGUGGAAUCGAUCCCGGCAGAGUCUUCCGGAGCCCAGACGGAUAUGACUGGGAUGUAUCGGGCAGUGCGAUUGCGGGUGGUGCUUCGGCCGGGGUGUUCUCGGUGCGGUUCAAAGACGCGCAUAAUGGCAUUGCCACUGGCGGUGACUUCAACGUGGCCAACGGUUCCCUUUACACAUCAGCCUGGUCGGAGGACGGAGGAGAGACCUGGACAGCUUCGGAGGAAUUUCCAGGGGGGUACCGGUCCGGCUCGUCGUGGGCCCCGGGACUGUGUGGGUUGGCUGUCGCCGUGGGACCAUCUGGAUCAGAUAUCACGCUCGAUGGCGGAAAGACUUGGGUUACAUUUGACCAAGGCUCGUUCGAUGCAGUCGAGUGCAUUUACGGCCGAGUCUGCUGGGCGUCCGGGUCAGCUGGGAGGGUGGGAAAGCUCUUGUUGAGGUGA